Theobroma cacao (cacao) is the source of this 2219-nucleotide messenger RNA. RefSeq names its product vacuolar cation/proton exchanger 5-like. Gene Ontology annotation, cellular component: plant-type vacuole membrane. Gene Ontology annotation, biological process: calcium ion transmembrane transport; intracellular calcium ion homeostasis. NCBI's taxonomy places the organism in Eukaryota, Viridiplantae, Streptophyta, Magnoliopsida, Malvales, Malvaceae. The record is from RefSeq and is a predicted model, not a curated record. Gene Ontology annotation, molecular function: calcium:proton antiporter activity.
AACGACACAUGGAUUUUUACCUUUCUUUUCCAAUCUAAAUCUAUUGUUAGUGGAGGUUCAACUCAAUUCUGUCUUUGCCCCAUCUCCCCUUUAUCACAUUAUUAUUUUUUUUCUUUGUUUUUUCAAUCUUAAAUCUACGGAGAAAAGGGGUACCAAAAGUUACUAAACUACAAAUACCGACCAAACUGUGCUUAAAAUCUAGAAUCUGGUCUAAUUCGUACGGUCGCCUUUGCCCUUGGGUUUCUGUUUUUUUCUUACCAAAAGAAAAAAAAAGACCAUUUUUUUUCUUUUCGGUCAAGAAAAGUAUUGAAUUUUUUUGGUUUCUGGGGGUUUCUGAUUGAUACCCUUGUGAGGGCUUGCAAAGAUUUGCAAUAAAGUUGUGCUUAUGAUAUAUAGACCUUGAGGAAUUUAGAAACCAAGCGCAUGAUUUUGUGAUGCUUUUUAUGUUAAUGGCUGUGGAGAACUCCUUGCUCUUUUGAUACGUGAAGAUGGAUUACAAGCUGCAAAUGGGGGUCGUAUCCCACCUUGAACAGAUGGGAUCACUAGAUCAUAGUUCAAUGGAUGAUCUCGAUGAUGAGUGCCUCUAUAACCCGGAAAUGGAUGCUCGGAAGGCACAUUCUACUGAUUCAAUUGAACAAGUAUCACUUUCUAGUAGUUUGCCAGUUGGUGGUAGGAAAACGAUAAGGAAUGGUGUCUAUAAGAGCAUAAAGACUGUAGUUUUCUCGAAUAAACUCAACUUGCUCAUGCCUUUUGGGCCUCUAGCUAUCCUGGUUCAUAAAACGACUGCUCAUAAUGGGUGGGUCUUCUUUCUAAGCUUACUAGGUAUAACACCUUUGGCAGAGCGUUUGGGUUAUGCUACUGAGCAGUUAGCUUUCUUCACUGGACCUACAGUUGGUGGUCUUCUAAAUGCUACAUUUGGGAAUGCAACAGAACUGAUUAUUUCAAUUUAUGCACUGAAAAUUGGAAUGAUACGUGUUGUUCAGCUGUCAUUGUUGGGCUCAAUUUUGUCAAACAUGCUGCUUGUUCUUGGAUGUGCAUUCUUUUGUGGUGGGCUUGUACAUCAUAGAAAGGAACAGGUUUUUAGCAAGGCCACAGCUGUUGUCAAUUCAGGACUGCUGUUAAUGGCAGUCAUGGGCCUACUCUUCCCAGCAGUCCUCCACUCCACACACACAGAACGGCAUGAUGGGAAGUCAGAGUUGGCUCUUUCAAGAUUUAGCAGUUGUAUUAUGCUUCUAGCCUAUGCUGCCUACCUAGUUUUCCAGUUAAAGAGUCAAAAAGAUCUCUACGUCCCUAUUGAUGAGGAAGGAAGUCAGAAUGAGGAGCAGUCAGAUGAUGAUGAUGAAGCUCCUGAGAUCUCGAAAUGGGAAUCAAUUAUUUGGCUUGCAAUCAUGACUGCUUGGAUCUCUAUCCUAUCAGAUUAUUUGGUUGACACCAUACAGGGGGCAUCUGAGGCAUGGGAUGUGCCAAUUGCCUUUAUUAGUGUUAUCUUGCUCCCCAUUAUUGGGAAUGCUGCAGAGCAUGCAAGUGCUAUUAUGUUUGCCAUGAAAGACAAGCUUGACAUAUCCUUGGGAGUGGCAAUAGGGUCAUCAACUCAGAUUUCCAUGUUUGGGAUUCCCUUUUGUGUGGUUAUUGGGUGGAUGAUGGGGUGUAAAAUGGACUUGAACUUCCAGCUUUUUGAGACAGCAACCCUGUUUAUAACUGUUAUAGUUGUAGCCUUCUUUCUGCAGGAGGGAACAUCUAACUACUUCAAAGGAUUAAUGCUUAUUCUUUGCUAUCUGAUAGUAGCUGCAAGUUUCUUUGUACACGAAGAUCCUUUAUCAACUGGCGAAAGCAAGCGACCAAAAACGUAAUCAAUGAAACAAUCGAGAAAUUAAGGGGUGGAAUUUUGAACCUAGAGAGAGAAAGGCGGUGGAUUCCAAAGAAGUUCGUCCCACAUGCUGCUGUAAAUACCUUUGUUCACAGAAUAUUCCAUUUUUUUCCAGUUGCUUAUGCUUGUUCACUUAAUAUUAUUGAACGAGUGUCUUGCUCAUUAUGUUCUUCUGCAUUUGAUGCCAACAUCUGCGCAGAUGGCGAAUUAGAGACUACGUAUACCGUAGGAAGAAGGAUUCUUUGAAUUUUGAUCUUAUGUAAUUCUAAUUCUUUUGAACAGCCUUCCCUUUGCUUCACUGCGGAAUUGCUUGUAAUGAAAUCCUUGGUUUUAAUUUUCUAGCACUUUUGUA